This is a messenger RNA of Olea europaea var. sylvestris, 1731 nucleotides long. Its product is annotated as protein trichome birefringence-like. Lineage: Eukaryota; Viridiplantae; Streptophyta; Magnoliopsida; Lamiales; Oleaceae. The annotation marks the transcript as partial. The transcript has 5 exons. The record is from RefSeq and is a predicted model, not a curated record. Gene Ontology annotation, molecular function: O-acetyltransferase activity. Gene Ontology annotation, cellular component: Golgi apparatus.
UUCUCUCUUCAAAAAACCAAAAGAACUGUUGCAUAUGGAUUUGUGUUUGUUUUUAUUGGCUUUACCAUUUUUCUUGCUUUUGCUCCCUCUUCAAACUCUUCUUCUCCCUGGUUCACUAACAUUUUCACUUCCACUACCACUUCAAAAUCGUCAAUUUUAUCUGACGAUUCUUAUAGAUCUCACUUUUCUUCAAUUUUCUCUUAUUUUUUCCCAAAUUCCUCAACCCAGGUUCACAAUCCUGAAAACAGAUCUAAAAACACCAAUUUGCAACCUCCCAAUCUGAAUAGAGAGCCAGACGUCGUCAAAAACCAGACGCAAAAUCAAGAAACAAAUGACAAAGUUGAAGUUUUGGAGAAAAAUAAUACUACAGUUUUGCCCAAGGAGCCUCCUGCUAAACAGAUUGUUAAUACUACUUCACCGUCCAAGUCUUCUUCUGAACUGAAUAAAGGCUCUUCAAUUCUCAAAAAUCAGACUCAAAGUAAACAGUUAAAUGGCAAAACUGAAGAGUUGAAGGCGAAUCAGAGUUCAAUUGGGGUCGCAAAAUCUCCUGUGGCUGCGAAUCAGACCGCGAAUUCAUCGAAAUUUUUUGGUUCUGGAGUAAAAAAUGUUACUGGAAAUGGAGACACCAGAAUUAACGAGAAUGGGGUGGCCAAGAAUUUAACUUCUUCUACGAAGAAGAAGAAGAGUAAUGCUACCAAUUCGACUGUUUCGUCAAAACAAGGAAGUGAUGAUUUAAUCAAAUCAUUGAUGAAUUGUGAUAUGUUUGAUGGGCAUUGGUUGAGAGAUGAUUCUUAUCCACUGUACAAGCCUGGUUCUUGUUCAUUGAUUGAUGAGCAAUUCAACUGUAUUCAAAAUGGUAGGCCUGACAAUGGCUAUCACCAACUUAGAUGGAAGCCAAAGGGUUGCACCCUUCCAAGGUUGAAUGCACCUAAUAUGCUCGAAUUGUUAAGAGGGAAGCGAUUAGUAUUUGUUGGCGAUUCUCUCAAUAGGAACAUGUGGGAAUCUCUUGUUUGCAUUCUGAAGAACUCUUUAAAAGAUCAGAGUAAAGUUUACGAAGAAUUUGGCAGGCACCAUUUUCGAAAUGAAGCUUCUUAUUCCUUUAUAUUUGAAGAUUAUAAAUGCACAGUAGAGUUCUUUGUAUCUCCUUUCUUGGUUCAAGAAUGGGAAGUCACAGACAAAAAUAGGACGAGAAAGGAAACACUUCGACUGGAUAUAAUUGGAAGGUCUGCUGACAAAUAUAAAAAUGCGGACUUCAUAGUCUUCAACACUGGACAUUGGUGGACUCAUGAUAAAACUUCCAAAGGGAAGGACUAUUAUCAAGAAGGCAGCCAUGUGUACAAUGAGUUGAAUGUCCUUGAAGCAUUUAGGAAAGCCUUAACAACGUGGGGAAGAUGGGUAGAUGCCAAUGUAAAUCCCAUGAAGACACACGUUUUUUUCAGGGGUUAUUCAAAGUCUCAUUUCAGGUUCAUGUGAUGUCAAUGUUGAUGAGGAAUGAAGAACAUCACACAUAAGUAAAUCAAUAAUAUAGGUGUUUUGGUGAAAGUUGGAAAUAGGUACAUAUUCUGUUAUUCUGCAGUAAGGUAAUAGUUACAAAAUGGUAAAAUUUUUACUUGCUUUUAAGCUUAGCGAAACAUGCCCUAUUUUCUCCUUCAGCAUUGAAACUAACUUGAACAUCUGCUUUAUGCAUUCAUUGAUAGCCAUAUGUGUUUUUGUUUUACAUAGUCUUCACAU